Molecule: messenger RNA, 4053 nt
Organism: Arctia plantaginis
Lineage: Eukaryota; Metazoa; Arthropoda; Insecta; Lepidoptera; Erebidae
Source: the annotation of a GenBank genome assembly
AUGGCGUGUAAGAAUUUAACAUACCUCAUUUUAAUUGUUCUCAUAAAAGUCGGACUAUCUAUUGAAGGUGACAUACAAGUUAUAAACAAUGAUGUAAAUGAAUAUGAAGAAAAUGAUAAUAAAACGGAUAUGUUUGAUAGUGAAAUCUAUAAUACGUCUUACAUAGAUACAAGUAGACCUAUAAAUAUAAUAGUAAAUAACGGACAUCACAAGAAAUGUGAAGCAUUAAAUACAACAGUAUCUGAUGAUUUAGAAUACAUCGAAUCGAAUACAUUAGAUUCUGUUUAUUUGAAUAAUAUACAUUCUAGUUUGACAUCGAAUCUAAUAGAAGACAAUUUGUCAGUUAGUACAAUGAAUGUAGAAGGAUUUAAUUUGUUCGAUGUAGUGAAUAGUGAUUGUGGUGGCGCUACCGUGUGUCCCAGUGUGAGUGGCGAUUGGACUAAUGAUAAAACUAUUACUGUUGGGUUUCUUGGCGCCUACGGAAGAAGUCAGACAGUGCUGGGCGCUUUACCGCUGGCCAUAGCAGCUAUCAAUCGAGAACCAAGCCUCCUUCCUGGUUUAAAGCUCCGCUUCGUCGCUGCUGACAUUGGCCGCCCAAGACCACAUUUACCAAAGGAUAAAGACAGUCUUUCUUUAAGGGUGAUGACACAAAUGCGUGACUUGGGCGUGGUGGCAUUCUUCGGACCUGACGGUACCUGCCACACGGAAGCCAAGUUAGCAGCCGCCUGGAAUCUCCCUCUUAUAUCUCAUAAAUGCGCCGGCGCACAUGGUUCCGAAAAAGGCUCGGGUCUCGGUGCAACCUUUGCGAGGACUUUACCACCUGCCUUCAAAGCCUCUAAGUCGGUGAUAGCGUUGCUGAAAGCCUUCAGUUGGAACAAGUUUGCCAUCAUUGCCGGAGAUGAGCAGACUGCUGCUGGACAGCAAAUGGAUGCUAUUAAGGAGCUUGCACAAACCAACGGCAUGGUGAUAACGGCUGAGCACCGCUUUGCAGACUACAUCCCUCUCCACAUCUCUGAAAUGGAGCGGAUCGUGGACCAAACUUAUGAUAAGACAAGAGUAUACGUAUUCCUGGGUGAACACAUAGCCCUGGUAGACUUUGUGAAGGUACUACAGAAACGUGGUCUGCUGACCAACGGCGAGUACGCCGUAGUCGCCGUCGAUGAUGAGAUAUACGACCCCAGUACAGCUGCCAUCACACAUGCUGAUCACCUGGGGCAGAACAGCAGUAACGACAUUUUGGCAUUCAGAGCAGUUCUCAAGCUGACUCCUUCGUUUCCCACCAAUCCACACUAUGAGAUGCUGUGUCAAAUGAUCCGGGAACUGUCAGCUGCUCCUCCGUUCUGCGUACCUAAUUACCACAGAAUCUUUGAAGAUGCCUCGGUACCGAUAGAAGCAGCCCAUCUGUACGACGCGGUCACUCUGUGGGCCCGGGCGGUGACCGCAGCUAUUCGCUCUGGUAUCCCGCCAACAGAUGGCGCCGCACUCAUGAAGCUCCUCAGACCUACAACCUACAGAUCUGUUCAAGGAUUUGACGUGAACAUGGACAGAGCUGGCGAUGCCGAGGGAAACUUCACAGUGAUUGGUCUAUUGGCUGACUCAACUGUCCCGGCUGGCUGGAGCGCACAGCCUGUAGCGGCCUUUAGAUACGUCAACUCAUCGGAUUUAUUGCCAGAACUGGUUGGAGCGAAUAACAUAGCCUGGAUAGGGCACAGUCCACCGAGAGCUGAACCCGAAUGCGGUUUCGAUGGGAUCAAAUGUGCUUUACCACACGACCCUGGCGUUCUAUCAGCCGCUGUGGCAGUAGCAGCUGCAGCAAUCCUGGCUGCCGCGCUAAUGAUACGUCACUACAGAUACGAGCAGAAGUUAGCCUCAGUGUUGUGGAGGAUCGAGGCUAAAGAUUUGAAAUUCAUUUCGCACAACACGCAUCAGGGAACUGACAAGGUAUUGUAUGAUACGUCAGUUCAGCACGACAUGGAGACUCGACGAGCUCACACUACCAUAGCUCUUCAUAGAGGCAACAUCGUGGCCGUUAAGAGACUGCAAAAGAAAAGUAUUGACAUUACAAGAGCUAUCAAGAAAGAAUUAAAACAAAUCCGAGAACUUCGCCAUGAAAAUUUGACAGCGUUUGUGGGAGUGUGCGUGGAAAGUAGUUCUACGUGCAUCGUUUCUGCCUAUUGCUCCCGAGGCUCUCUAGCCAGGGUCCUGGCCGAUCGAGACCUACAUCUGGACGACAUGUUUGUAGCCAGCCUGGUAGCAGAUCUACUGAGAGGCCUGACUUACCUACAUGAUUCAGCAUUGGUCUCGCACGGAAAUUUAACUUCGAGUAACUGUUUGGUGGAUAGUCGUUGGGUGCUGCAAAUUGCUGACUACGGACUGCAUAAUUUGAAAUAUGGCUGUUCUGAUGCAGAAGAUGCUUUGCGUAUGGAAAGGCGCAUGCUGUGGCGCGCGCCUGAACUACUGAGAGACCCGAACCCUCCAGCUAGAGGAUCACAAAAGGGAGACGUGUACUCUUUCGGCAUCAUUCUGUAUGAAAUACUUGGGAGGAAUGGACCUUGGGGUGAUACUAUUCUUACCAAUGCAGAAAUCAUUGGACGAGUACGUCAACCUAUCGGUGGGGUGCUAUUCAGACCACCGCUUGGAGGACUAGUAGCCAGGCCAGCGGUCCUAGCGGUGUUGAAUGCUUGCUGGGGCGAGCGUCCUGACCGCAGGCCUGAUUUGAGACUCGUGAGACUGAGACUUAAAGAUAUGCAUGCUGGCAUGAAAACAAACAUCUUCGACAAUAUGCUGGCCAUGAUGGAGAAGUACGCGUCGAACCUGGAGACGAUAGUGGCUGAAAGGACGGAACAACUUUUACUGGAGAAGAAGAGGACAGACGAUUUACUGAAUAGAAUGCUACCCAGAACCGUAGCAGAGGCGUUGAAACGUGGCGAGAGAGUCCAGGCAGAAAGCUUUGACUGCGUCACAAUAUAUUUCAGUGACAUUGUCGGGUUUACCAAAUUAGCAGCUACCAACACUCCGAUGCAGGUGGUGGAAAUUUUGAACGACUUAUACACGUGUUGCGACGACAUAAUAUCGUACUACAAUGUUUAUAAAGUAGAAACCAUAGGCGACGCCUACAUGGUGGUAGGCGGUCUACCAGAAAGAUGUUCAAAGCACGCUGCAGAAGUGGCGUCACUGGCUUUACACGUGCUUGAUGCUGUACCAAAAAUUCUAAUGCGCAAUAUGCCGGCUGCGAGACUGCAUAUUAGAAUAGGAAUACACAGCGGGCAAUGUGCUGCAGGCGUGGUUGGCAUGAAGAUGCCUCGCUACUGCCUGUUCGGAGACACAGUGAACACUGCCGCUAGAAUGGAGUCCAGCGGUGAACCACAACGAAUCCACAUCAGCCAUGACACGUACCAGUUACUUAAACAACAUGGUGGAUAUCACUUUAAGGAGAGAGGAAUAAUUAACAUUAAGGGAAAAGGGGAAAUGCGAACAUGGUGGCUAGUGGGCGAAGACAAUGACAGAAGAAGUAGCAUGAUCAACAGAUAUCGUCCUGGUCUCUCUAACAACAUCCAAGAAAACGAAGACUCUCUUUGGGGGUUGAACCGUUCAAGCCUCAAUAUUCGAGACCGAGCUCGUCUCUCGUGUGGAGGUUCUCUAGGCCCUGGUUCAGCGCUGUCCUCCCCUGGCCCUCCAGCUUGUGACUGCUUCGAUUUCUGGUUGAAGAACGACUGUGAAGUUAUCGAACAGAACGAUGCAGAAUCUUUAAAAGAUGUGCAGCUAGAUAGAAAUGUUUACAAAGGGAGCUAUUUAGAUGUGAAAGUUCCUAUAGAUGAUGUUUUAGGUGUCAAGAUUGAUAAAAAUAGUACCCAAAAUAAAUAUUUAGAAGAAGUGAAAGUGGAUUUAAAGAUCCCCGAUAGUGGGUAUAUCGAAGAUAGUUACAACGAUUACAUGUUAUUCUACCAAUUUGGUCAGAGAGAGAUAGAAGAUAACUCGGCGAUUCGUGCCAGAAACCUCGCUGCACUGAAACGUCUAUAUUGUCUGGACUAUGAUUUUGGUACUUGGUUGUAA